UUUGGCGAAAGUAGUGAUCGUGCGAUAAAAUUGUCACGUGAUGAAAGAUGGCCGCGCCCUUGAGUUCACUCCGUCAUGGACUGUCAAGAAAAUUUUUAAGAUCAGCACAAAAGACUCGGGUGCUGUCAAGUUGCCUUCAGAAAAGAUGGCUUCAUCUACAAGAAUACCAGAGUAAGACUUUGAUGAAAGACCAUGAUAUUGAGGUGCAGCAUUUUGAAGUUGUUGACAAUGCCGACGCUGCCAAGUCAGUGCCUUCCAGACUCAAUGCUUCUGAAUAUGUGAUAAAAGCUCAAAUUUUGGCUGGAGGAAGAGGGAAAGGUACAUUCUCUAAUGGAUUUAAAGGAGGUGUGCAGCUUACCAAAGACCCAAGCAAAGUUUCAGAGCUGGUCUCGAACAUGGUGGGUCACAAACUUGUCACAAAACAAACACACGGAGAUGGUGUUCUCGUACAGAAAGUCAUGGUCGCGGAGGCUCUUGAUAUUGCGCGUGAAACAUAUUUUGCCAUACUUUUAGACAGACAGUAUAAUGGACCAGUCAUUGUAGGAAGUAGUCAGGGUGGAGUGGACAUAGAAGAAGUAGCUGUAAAAACUCCAGAAGCCAUAUUUCAUGAACCAGUUGAUAUCAUGGAGGGUUUAAGUAAGGAAACAGCAGACAAGAUAGCUGAAAAGCUUGGAUUUAAAGGGAAACAACAUGCUCUGGCAUCAGACCAAGUGUUAAAACUUUAUAAGAUGUUUAUUGAUGUUGAUGCCACUCAGAUCGAGAUCAACCCAUUUGUGGAAACACCAGACGGACGAGUUGUUUGUUUUGAUGCAAAGAUGAACUUUGAUGAUAACGCUGAGUACAGACAGAAAGAAAUAUUUGACAUGGAUGAUUUAUCAGAAAUGGAUCCCAGGGAGGUUGAGGCCACAGAGCAUCACCUGAAUUAUAUAGGACUUGAGGGAAAUAUAGGAUGUCUAGUAAAUGGUGCUGGAUUAGCCAUGGCUACGAUGGACAUUAUCAAGUUGUUUGGAGGGGAACCAGCCAACUUCCUGGAUGUUGGAGGCGGAGUUACAGAACAGCAAGUGUAUAACGCAUUCCAUAUUCUAACUGCUGAUGCUCAUGUUAAAGCGAUAUUGAUAAAUGUUUUUGGUGGUAUAGUGAAUUGUGAGACGAUGGCUAAUGGGAUAAUAAAGGCCUACACAGAAGCUCAUAUGACUGUUCCCAUGGUUGUAAGACUUGAAGGUCAGAAUGCUGCAUCUGCUUUACAAAUUUUGAAGGACAGUGGUUUGGACAUUACAACCGCAUCGGAUAUGGCAGACGCUGCCCAAAAAGUUGUCUCUUUGCUACCAAAGUCUUGAUGUACUGUUCUAUAAAUAGAAAAUCUUAAAUGAAACAUUUUAUAGAAGCUAGUGUACAAUCAUUGACCAAAUUAUAAUUGCUAUUUUUUUGCCAGAUUUAGUUGUGAUACUGAUUAUGUUGAGGGUAAUUAAUUUGUUUUGAGUGAUAAUAGAAUAUGUUACAUCGAGAAAGAGAAUUUUUUCAAGAAUAAGAAUGAAACUAUUAUUGUUUUAGAAUGGAGAAAUUUUUGCGAGAGGGGGCAGGGAAUUAUAUUUUCAAAUCUAUUGGGAUUCUAUAUAAAGCUAUGUAUUAAGAUUGGAGAUCAGCUUUGCCAUUGGUCAAAUUUUCUUACGUUGGUGAGAUGUUUUUAGGGUGGCAGUAUUUCACCUAGUGCCAUUUUCAUAACUUUUGAUCUAGCUCAGACUUCAACAUCAUAAAAUUCAUGAAAAGGUUGAUGAUCAUAGAAUGACCACCUUGCUCAGGGAUCUUUAGCUAGCUGAUUUCAUCAAUACUUGUGUCACUGGCUUGGUUGACUCUCCAGUGUUCCUUGUUUUCCAUCUUUACAUUGGUAUCAAUGCUUUUUUCCCCUUAUUUUAUCUUACCUAUUCCUUAAAACUUAUUCCUGAUUUCCGAUUAUCUUUUGCUAGCAUUCUGCUGGAGGGCAUAUUAAUUAUUAAAAAGAGCACAUUAUUUAUAGAAAAUUUUAUUAAGUCAAUUUAUCAAACAAGAUAAAUAUUGAAAAUUUUGGUGAUAAUGUUCGUGGAUUAUAUUUGUUUCAAUAGUCAUAUAUAUUAUAUAUAAUUAAGUGUUCAGCCAUUGUUGUUCGAGGUUUUCCUAUAGAUCUCAGAUCAAACAUUAUCAUUCUUUAAAUUAACCCUUUACCUGCUGAAUUUCUUGAAUAAACUUGUUCAGCUUCAGUUUCUGGAACCAUCCAUUAUCCGUGCUGGGUAUAUGAAGAAAAAAAUUGAAAAUCAGUCCACAGUAUAGAGCCUGGUCAGACUGCAUGGUUGUGCAGGCUUGCUGGGCUACAUACAUGUGACUAAGGCUCAUCACUUUUGGUUCAAGCAGGGUGAGGGCUACUAUUAAGACAAACCAUUAGCCGAGAAAACAGUUUUGUAAUAUACUUGUAUAUGUAAAUUUGAUUCUUCAGUUUAUUUGUGGUUAUCCCCCUUUAUUAAUCAGUUUAUUUGUUGUUAUCCCCCUUUAUUAACUU
Molecule: messenger RNA, 2530 nt
Organism: Ruditapes philippinarum (Manila clam)
Lineage: Eukaryota; Metazoa; Mollusca; Bivalvia; Venerida; Veneridae
Product: succinate--CoA ligase [GDP-forming] subunit beta, mitochondrial-like
Exons: 10
Coding region: 48-1337 (429 amino acids)
Biological process (GO): tricarboxylic acid cycle; succinyl-CoA metabolic process
Cellular component (GO): succinate-CoA ligase complex; mitochondrion
Molecular function (GO): succinate-CoA ligase (GDP-forming) activity; ATP binding; metal ion binding
Source: RefSeq, a predicted model, not a curated record